AGGUAAUGAUGUUUCUAUUUAAUUGUAUGAAGAAAAUAAUUGCUGAACUACUUUAAAUAUAUUAUAAACAGUUGUUUUAAAAAGAAAAAUAUAAUUGUUCGUUCUUUCGUACUCUUAUAAAUAUUUAAAGUAUUUGGACAGUGAGGGAAACUGUCAUAAAGAUGCCACUUCAAUUGCAAGACCCUCUGUUUCAGAAUGCAAUCGAGCCUAUGCAAGUGGAUGCCCCACCUGAAGACAAUGAAAACAAUGAAGAAGAAAAUUAUGUUGUUGAAAAUCCCACUUUAGAUUUAGAGGCUUACGCUAACAGCUACACAGGCUUAGCAAAGCUCUACCGCCUUAUGUAUAUCGUAGAUCACUGUCCUUCCCUUCGUUUAGAAGCCCUGAAGAUGGCAAUAUCUUAUGUCAUGACCACAUACAAUGUAGGUUUAUAUCAAGUGUUACAUCAAAAACUUGCAGAACUGACAAGUUGUUCUGGGUUACCAGAUGUGGCAUCCCAAUCCACGUCACAAGACAUACCUACAAUUGAUCAGUCUUGGAUGGAGACCAUGUCCAAGAAAGCAGCCCAUAAGCUAGAGAAAUUAGAUAAUGAUUUAAAAAACUACAAAUCAAAUUCUAUAAAGGAGAGCAUAAGAAGAGGUCAUGAUGAUCUGGGUGAUCAUUAUUUGGACUGUGGGGACCUUUCAAGUGCCUUAAAAUGCUACUCAAGGGCUAGAGAUUAUUGCACCAGUGGCAAGCACGUAAUCAACAUGUGCUUGAACGUAAUUAAAGUGUCAGUAUAUUUGCAAAAUUGGUCUCAUGUAUUGAGCUAUGUCUCCAAGGCAGAAAGUACCCCUGACUUUACAGAAUCAACAGCCAAAGAUUCCAACCAAGUUAUUCUAACUAAAUUGAAAUGUGCUGCAGGAUUGGCAGAGUUAGCAACAAGACAAUACAAAUCUGCAGCCAAACACUUCUUGCUAGCUAAUUUAGACCAUUGCGAUUUCCCAGAGCUCUUGUCUCCUAAUAACGUGGCUAUGUACGGAGGCCUGUGCGCCCUUGCAACCUUUGAUAGACAUGAAUUACAAAAGAAAGUAAUUUUUAGUAGCUCAUUUAAGUUGUUUUUAGAAUUGGAACCACAGCUACGAGACAUUAUCUUUAAGUUCUAUGAAUCAAAAUAUGCCUCCUGCCUGAAACUGUUGGAUGAAAUUAAAGACAACUUAUUGCUAGACAUGUACAUUGCGCCACACAUCAAUACCUUGUACACUCAGAUCAGAAAUCGAGCAUUGAUUCAAUACUUUAGUCCGUAUCUGUCUGCAGAUAUGCAUAAAAUGGCUUCAGCUUUCAACAGAACUGUUACUGCUUUAGAAGAUGAGCUUAUGCAGCUUAUUUUAGAUGGACAGAUACAGGCAAGGAUAGAUUCACACAAUAAAAUUCUUUUUGCUAAAGAUGUGGAUCAGAGAAGCACCACUUUUGAAAAGAGCCUUCAAAUGGGCAAAGAAUACCAGAGAAGAACUAGAAUGCUUAUACUGAGAGCAGCAGUAUUGAAAAGUAAAAUUCAAGUGAGGAGCCCUAGAAGGGGAGAAGCUGCAGGACAAACUGAAGAAAUCACUAUUGCUCCUGGUACUAGCUCUAGUUUGCCUGUGUUUUGAAGUUCUCUAGUUUAAUUUUUCUUUCUAUAAUUUAUAAUAAAUCAGAUUACU
This is a messenger RNA of Agrilus planipennis (emerald ash borer), 1676 nucleotides long. RefSeq names its product COP9 signalosome complex subunit 1 (gene CSN1b). Lineage: Eukaryota; Metazoa; Arthropoda; Insecta; Coleoptera; Buprestidae. Gene Ontology annotation, cellular component: COP9 signalosome. The coding region runs from base 162 to 1625 and encodes 487 amino acids. The record is from RefSeq and is a predicted model, not a curated record. The transcript has 3 exons.